This is a messenger RNA of Fusarium sp. VM40, 1923 nucleotides long. Lineage: Eukaryota; Fungi; Ascomycota; Sordariomycetes; Hypocreales; Nectriaceae. The record is from the annotation of a GenBank genome assembly.
AUGCUUGCGCCCGGCUUCAGGACACGGCGCAGUUCCUCCUUCAUUCGCUUUGGCGCUUUCGCCGCCCUCGUUCUCUUUGGACUCUGGACAUUUACCAAUCGUGUCUCUUCGCCUUCAAUUUUACCUCUAGAAAAGUCGGAACAACCAGCUGCUGAUAACUCGGAGCCUAUACCUCCGCCCAAAGCAGCGCAACAACCUAUAGUAAAAGAUAAGCCUGUACAAGGUGCUCACCCGAUUGACAAGCUCAUACACGAUGGUGGAAAGAGAUACAAGGACCUCCUUUCCCAGGAGUCGCAUACUCUCGAAGAGGCUGCGCAAGCCUACCGCAAGCGCCGUGGACGUCACCCCCCUCCGGGUUUCGACAAGUGGUUCGAAUUCGCCAAGCAGAACAACGCCAUUGUCGUCGAGGAGUUCUGGGACCAGGUUUACCACGAUAUCGAUCCGUUCUGGGGCGUUCCCCAGCCCAUCAUUCGCAAGGAGGCGUACAGCUUCGAGAUGUCGAUUCACAUUCGAAACGGCAAGGCUAACUCUACAAGCGACUGGUUCUGGACCCUGAUCUGGCUCGACAUGAUUCGCUCGAUCGAACACAUGGUCCCUGAUUUGGAUAUGCCCUUGAAUGCCAUGGACGAGCCCCGUUUAGUGGUGCCUUGGGAGGACAUCAAUGGCUAUAUGAACAAGGGAGCAGAAUCCCGCAGUCUCUGGCCUGCAAAGGAGGUGGUCUCGGAGUUUCAGAAGCUGCCCACAGCUGGACGACAUGACAGGAAUACUAGGAUUCCUUUUAAGCGAUGGGAGAAGACCAGUCCUUACUGGCCCAUUGCUCGUCGAGGAUGUCCUCCUGAUAGUCCAGCACGACAAGCUCCGUUAAUGGAAACCUUCAACAACCCUCCCGAUAUCGAUAUUUCGAACGCCGACGAGCACUCUUUCGCGGGCUACGUGUCCAACUUCACCCACUCGGCCAGCAUCUGUCAUCAGCCGGAUCUGCAAGGUCUCAAUGGUCUCCUGAUUAACCCGAUCUCUGUGUCAUCCACCAAAGUCCUGUUUCCUAUGUUUGGCGGUUCCAAACUAGCUAUCAAUAACGAGAUUCUCCUCCCUCCCCCUAUUUACUGGGAAGCCGAAGAUCGAUUCACCGGUGGCGAGGACAACGAUGUUGAGUGGGAGAAUAAAGGCAGCACUGUGGUCUGGCGAGGUGUUGCAACAGGGGGAAAGAACAAGGCCGAGAAUUGGCGUGGAUUCCAUCGUCAUCGCUUCGUGUCGAUGCUCAACUCGACAAAGGUGUCUGCAGCUGAAUCAGGCAAAGAGAAGCCAGAGAACUUUGUCCUUCCAUCGGAGAAGUAUCAUCUCCAAGCGCAGGCUCAGGGACGACUCGGAGAUUGGAUUGGCGAAUGGUCGGACGCUGGUUUUGUCGAUCUCAUGUGCUCUCCUAGUGAGGAAGACGGCAGAUGCUGGUACACGGAUCAUUACUUCGCCAAGGUGGAUGGCAUGGAUAUGCACGAGCAGUUCGACUACAAGUACGUUCCCGAUAUCGACGGGAACUCCUUCUCGGGUCGAUACCUGGGCUUCCUUAACUCGACUUCACUACCCAUCAAAGCCACCCUCUUCCGGGAGUGGCAUGAUAGCCGCUUGGUCCCAUGGGUUCACUUCGUCCCCAUGGACAACCGAUUCCAGGACUUUUAUGGAAUCAUGGAGUACUUCCGUGGGUACGCAGAUGUGAGCGGCAACGACAAGGCAGCGAAGAGAAUCGCUCUCGAGGGCAAAUCGUGGGCGAAUAAGGUGCUUCGCAAGGAAGACAUGCAGAUAUACGUCCUAAGACUCCUCCUCGAGUACGGCCGAGUCAUUGCCGAUGAUCGCGACAAGAUGGGCUGGGUCGACGACGCCAUCAAAGAUCCUUCCAUCGAGAAGACGUGGAAGUCCUUCAAGCUCUAA